CCCCCUCAGUCAGUCUGACCGCCCACAGUCCGGGGGGAGAAAGUGCUGCUUUGUGAAUGAAGGGAGCGGCGAAGGGCAGAAAACAAAACUUUACCAAAAUUACUUCCGACGGGUGACGAUUUUACAUUCAACUGAGAGGUUUCGACGGUGCAACAAGCGACACCUGGCCGACAAGGACCAAGAAAAUACAAAGCUCAUCUGUGCAGGUAUUUCAGAGAAGCUGUAAAUCAUGGUGGUGAGUUUGGCCUGUGUGGCUUGUCUCUGCCUGGUGGUGGCAGUCAGUGGUGACCCCUGCCUCAUCAUCAGCGAGAUCAACGCCGACAACCCCAGACUGGACACCACUGAGUUUGUGGAGUUGUAUCACACCAGUGGACAACGGGCUUCACUGGAUGGCUACACCCUUGUGUUCUAUAAUGGGAACGGAAACAUAGCCUACAAGGUGCUGGACCUGAAAGGCCACAGCACAGAUGACAGAGGAUUCUUCCUGGUGGGCUCGGUGGAUAUGCUGCCCAAACCUGCCAUUCUCCUGCCUCCCAACACAGUCCAGAAUGGCCCAGACGCCAUCGUCCUCUACCACACAUCUGCUGCUCGCUACAAUGAGAAGAUGAACGUCUCGGCCUUCGGGCUGGUGGACGCUGUCGUGUACAUGACUCGCCGUACUGGGGGCGCAGAGUUCCUGGCUGAAACGCUGACACCCGGGGAACCAGCCUUUGUAGAGGAUGAAACGGCACUCGAGGGGGACGAGUCAAUUGAGAGGUGCCUGCUGUCCGAAGAUCGCUGGGGCUUUCAGGUAUCCGCACCCUCGCCAGGUCAGAGGAAUAACUGCACCCCGCCUGCCGCCCCAGCAACCAUUCCUGUCAUUACUGAGCUGAAGCUGGGAGGAGGGCAGGUGGAUGGGCUUGUGGAGCUAACAGAGGAUCCAGCUGCAGGUCCUCUGGUGCUGGUAGUGUUGGAUGGGAAAACGGAUAGGGUCAGUGUGAGUGUGGACGUGCGUGUGAACACCUCCAGGAAUGGGUUGAUCUCCAUGACCAUAGAGAAGAAGUACAUGAAAGGAGAUGAGUCUGGGGCAGUGGCUAUUUACAGUGGCAGAGCCUCAGACUUCCCUGCGGGCAGUCCGCUGAGCCAGAUACAGCCUCUAGAUGCAUUUGUGUUUGCUGGACCUGGAAACAAGCCGAGUGCCAACCUCACAGAGACUCUCAUCCCAGGCAGACAGCCCUACCAACUCAGCAACAGUUUGAGAGAGGGAGGCUUCUGUUUGAGUCGCUGUGGUGUGGCCACCUGGGCCAGAGAUCCUAGUGUCUUCUGGGAGGCCCCGCAAACUCCUGGACAGCCCAACCAGUGCCCCUGGCCAAAGAUCUGCCCUCACAGUAUUGUUAUUCCAGGAGGUACAGAUUCACCGCCUCACCUCCCACCCUGGGGGAACAGUGACUUCCUGAUCAAUGAGCUGAACACUGAUACACCUGGCGCAGCUGAGGACGGCGAGUACAUCGAGCUUUGGCACCCAUCGGGACGCCGGGUCUCCCUGCAGAGCAUCUGGAUACUACUGUUCAGUGCACACAACAACAGACCCUACAGGGAGAUCAGCCUAAGUGGACACUUCACCACUUCUAAGGGCUACUUUCUGCUGGGCAGUGACAGGUUGGUGCCAGCUCCAUCACUCCGCCUGCCCCCUAAUACCAUCCAGAAUGGACCAGAUGCUGUGGCACUCUAUCGCAGCCCAUUUGGCCCACCAUCAGCCACACAAAGGGGGAUCCCCACCAAAGGCCUGCUGGACGCAGUCGUGUACCGGCAGAGAGGAUCAGAUAAGGAGGCGCAGGAGCUGAGUAAAGCUCUGACCCCAGGACAGCUGCCUCUGCUGGAGGAUCCAGAGGUUCUGCCCGGUGAUGAGGCCCUCAGCCGCUGUAGAGGCCUUUACCCCUAUGACCUGUCUGCUUUUUCAGUGGCUCCACCCACCCCUCUGAGAGAGAACAGCUGCCCCCGUCCCCCUCCAGCCCCAGAGGGUGUGGUCAUCAGUGAGGUGGCUAGUGGCCAUUGGACCAAUCACAGCCAGCAGCGGGCCUUUGUGGAGCUGCAUGGGCCCCCCAUGACAGACCUGCGGGGCCUGGUGCUCACUGUGUUUGACCAGGAGCGCAGUGGGACUGUCAUUGCCCUUCCUUUGACCGGAUCUAUCGACCAGGAUGGAUUUUACAUCGUUGGAAAUGUCACUGGAGCAGAUCAGACUUUCCCGGAGGGCUCCAAGGUGCCGGUACGAGGAGCAGUAGUCCUGUGCUAUGACCUGUUCAGUGUCUGUAGAGCUGGCACUGCUCUGACCAACUCCAGUCUCAGAGAUGUGCUUGUGUUCAGUGAAAACCAGCAGCUGCUCUCCUCUCUGUCUACCACCAGAGGGAGACAAGUGAUUCCAGCUCUCAGGUCAGUGGAAGAUGGCCCUGUUUCGCUCAGCCGGUGUUCAUGCUGUGAGGUGAGGAGCCCCGCCUCCUGGACAAGCUCCUCGCCCACACCUCACAGCACCAACCUCUGUCCGAGCUCCGCCUUCUCAAGUGACAUUGACCUUUGCCUCGGACCCCUAUCCAGUGUCUGGCAGGAGCAGUCAGGAGACUGCAGUGGUCUAAUCCAGGGGAAGAGGGUCGCUGAGGUGGCCGACUACCUGGAGCAGAGGUGUCACUGUGGCAUCUCUGCCUUGUAUCUUCGAGGAGCCAACUUUUCCUGUGUGUCUGGGUGGCUGCGAGUGUGGGGGAACAUCCAGGCGCUGUCGAACCAUCAGAAGGCCCUCAUCAUCCAGACAUCACACAUGAAUCCUUCAUCUGCUCAGGGAGACGUCUGCUCUGCUCCAACCAUGGACCGUUAUACAAGCACAGCGUCUGCCCUGGGGUUACAAAUAGGGCUGAUAGUAGCAGUGCUCCUGCUGCUGGGACUAGGAGCUGCUCUGUUCACAUAUUUCUAUAGGAGGAGGCGUCCUCUGGACUAUUACACCAUGGAGCUGAGUGAACACGCAGAGGGACUGUCGGAUCUAUAAUCCAGGCUUUGAAUCACUGUGUUUGCAUCUGGAAGUGCUCGUGUGCGUGGGAGGACUUCAGCAGAGACAGCGAGAGACGGGGGUCAGAGGUUAAUUUUACCUGUACGUAACUGAUCGUGCGGUUGUUUUGAAACGAAUGCCACCACAAGCGUCCUUCUGUGUGUCUAUGGGAGAUCACUAAUGAAAUGGCUAAUAGUUGUCUGUUAAGAGUGUGGUUGCAUCCAGUGUGUGGCAUGUGAUAUUUCAUGGCACCGGUGACACUUAAGGCAUCAAAUCAGGCAACCCAUGAGUUGCAUUUAAAAACAUAAAGAUAACAUAUUUUUCUAAAGGUCAAUGUACAACCUUUGCCUAUCAGUGCUGGUUACUACUUUCAAAGGAAAAGGAAGAUAAAAGGGAGGAUUUAAAAAAAAAAUACUUGAGUCCUAAAUGGUCAUUUUUGUUGACUUGUUCAUGUUACUGUGGAAAUUUAAAUUUAAAAAUUUAAACAACCAUGCUUUUGAUUUAUGCAGGAAUCUUCAUCACAUUCUCAGCUGGCACUACAGUGUUUUAACAACAGACUUUAUAACCAAGAUAAUAUUUGUUAAGCUCACAUUUAUAUUUCAAAAUGGUCACCUUCCUGCUUUGUUUUCCUGCUACAUGCUGUAAUAGUCCAUUUUAGACUCUAGUCACUCAAAGGGCUUGAUUGUCUUUUAAAUGUGAAUGUCUAGCUAACUUGUGAUGAGUGUCUGUAACCACUUUUGUAUGCUUACCUAAAGCACACUGUUUACAUUUUCUUGAUUGAAAAUUAGAAAAAGGAAUGUGAGAGACUGAUGUUGAAGUAAUUUCUUGAAUGAAGAGUAUUGAUGAGUAUUUGUUUUUAGAAAUGAGAGAUUGCUUGGUGUUAAGAAAAUCAGAGCUAUUUUAUGUUCCGCUUGUGUUUUUCUUAGUGGCUCAGUAACCUCUACUGUGCCUUUUACUUGUGUGUUAUUUGAACCACUGAUUCCUCAUUUAUUAGAGGGAACGUACAGCCAUCUCUGCUGCAGCCAUAAGUGUAAAUACUAUAGAUAUGAUGUUAGUAUUCUCGGGGGGUAGCAGUUAGCGGCAGUCUGAAAUGAUAACUUAUUGUAGAAAUACAGAAACUAACAGGGUUCAGUGAAAAAGUGAAAUAUUCUGAUAAUUCUGUUAGUAGUUAGUUUGAUUCCACUUUUUAAAUAGAUUCCUAAAGUAAUCAUAAAAUUUCCGCCAUAUAAAGCGCCAUGAAAUAAACGUAUAAGCUUGGAUAUGCUCCAUUUUUAAUAUAGUUGAUGUGCUGCUUACCUUGUUAUGUUGCCUUACUCAUCUGCUGUGGUGCACAGAAUUAGUUUGUUUUAAUUACCUUGGUGAUUUUCCUCCUCUGUACGAUUUUCCUCAGUUCUAAUUUCCCAAUAUUCACAUUUAUUAAUGCACCUCUGUCAAAUAAAAUUAAGCCCAUUGUUUUACAGCAAGUUCAACUAUUUAAAAAAAGAAACUAGAUGGAAAAUCAGCAAAAUCAUAUAAAUUAAGGCCUUUUUUUUUUAGCUUUCAACGUGAGCAAAUAUGAUGUUUUGCCCCUUGAAAUUAUGUUAUGUAAUGUUCAUAAAAUGUCUGUUUUGUAAACGUCUAUAUUUUUAGGUUUUGUGUAAAAUGGUACAUGUAGAAAGUUUUAAACAAAAAGCAGAAGGAGUUUGCACCUCAAUAUUAUAGCCCAAAUAAUAUAUUGACAUGCAAAUGUGUUGACUAUGUACACUAAUGCUCAGAGCACUUGUUUAACAUGAGAAUCACAUUCAUCCCUAUAUAUACUGUAUUUACAGUGCACUGACAACAAUCAUAAGAAGUGGGAAAGAAGUAUAUGGCUGAACAAAGAACAUGUGGUUGUUUAACCUCAGUUGCAUAUUCACAGAUCAGGAGCACCAGCAUUCAAAUCUAACACAACUGUAAGAAAAACUCACAAAUCCUUUACUGGGCACUAAAAUUCUGUGUACAUACAGUAAAUAAUCAUGGUCUACAGCAGAAGAUGUCACAGAAAACAUUGGAAAGAAAACUCUGUAUCAUCUGCAAACCCAGAUCAUAAUUUAAAAGCUUUCUUUCCUGUGUUUUCCUUCCAGCUUAUUUUCCCAUUUUCCAAUGCCAUGCACAUGUAUCAGGUUUGAAUGAAAAUACUUCCACAGAUGUACAA
Molecule: messenger RNA, 5186 nt
Organism: Siniperca chuatsi (mandarin fish)
Lineage: Eukaryota; Metazoa; Chordata; Actinopteri; Centrarchiformes; Sinipercidae
Exons: 12
Coding region: 230-3013 (927 amino acids)
Source: RefSeq, a predicted model, not a curated record